AUGAAAAAUCAAACGCAUGAAAAUGUUAUAAAAAUAUUAACAAAUGAAAUAUUCUUAAAGUAUGGAUUUCCGAAUGUUAUCAUAACAGACAAUUCUAGAAAUUUCAAAAACAAUUCAUUUCAAACCUAUCUAGAAAAACUUAACAUAAAAGUGGUAAAAGGAACACUUUUUUAUAGUCAAUCAAAUAAAAUCUGUGAAAGAAGUCUAAGAACAAUUCAAUCAUCUAUUCAUAAACUUGUGAAAAUGACAGAACAAGAAUGGGACACCUAUCUACCUUUCAUUGCUUACAACUACAAUACUUCAUAUAUAGAAUCACUUCAAUCAAGACCAUUUGAACUUAUGUACUACCGAAAGCCACCGUCAUGCCUAGACAUAUUUUUAAAAAAAUUCUACACUACACUACCAGAAACCAACUCUACACAUUAUGAAAUAAUAGAAAAGGCAAAUAUGGCAAGACAAAUAGCAAGUGAAAACCAAAACUAA
This is a messenger RNA of Strongyloides ratti, 483 nucleotides long. Its product is annotated as Integrase, catalytic core domain and Ribonuclease H-like domain-containing protein. NCBI's taxonomy places the organism in Eukaryota, Metazoa, Nematoda, Chromadorea, Rhabditida, Strongyloididae. Gene Ontology annotation, biological process: DNA integration. The transcript has a single exon. The record is from RefSeq and is a predicted model, not a curated record. Bases 1 to 483 code for a protein of 160 amino acids. Gene Ontology annotation, molecular function: nucleic acid binding.